CCUAACAACACACCUGAGUCUAUACCCGAUCGGUGAUUGUCAAUUGGUGGUGCUGGUGCGAUUUUUAGUAUUUUACAUUCUGCCGUUGUGGACGAUACGUAAGGUCGGUUCAUACUGAUGACCUCGUCCGUACGCGGUCACCGUAGUGAAUGUGAAGAAGUGUGAAGUAGGUUAGUGCAUACAAUUUCUAGAGCAUUUUGUGGAUUAUAACAUGACGGUUUCCUAUGGAGGGCUCGUACCAAACGGCAGUACUUUUGGAUGUUUUUGGAAAGUUCUUGGCAUAUGGCGCGGUAGCGUGUACAAACUAGUCUGGAGAGAGCUGGUAGCCUAUUUAUGUGUAUACUAUUCUAUUAAUUUAUUAUAUAGAUAUGGACUGACUGAACCGCAACAAAGAAUAUUCGAGAGAAUAAGAAUGUAUUUCGGACAACAGAGUGAAACAAUACCAAUGUCUUUCGUAUUAGGUUUCUAUGUAUCUUUGGUUGUGAAAAGAUGGUGGGAGCAAUAUAAGUUGUUACCCUGGCCUGAUACAUUGGCUCUUUUUUUGAAUGCCGGUAUACCUGGUGCGGGCGAGAGGCAAAGACUGAUGAGACGAAACAUUGUAAGAUACGCAGUUUUGGCAUAUGUGGUUACCCUCAUGAGGGUAUCCUUAAGAGUAAAGAAACGGUUUCCUACAUGGCAGCAUUUGGUCGACAGUGGUAUAAUGAUGGACAGCGAGAAAAAGAUAUUCGAACUAAUGGACCAAAAGACACCAAUGUCAAAAUAUUGGAUGCCACUUGUUUGGGCGGCAAAUCUUAUCAAUAGGGCAAGGAAAGAAAAUUUGACCACCAGCGAUCAUAUCGUACAAACCAUUUUGACUGAGCUCUCAGAUAUUAGACGGAGAUUGGGUGCUUUAAUUGGAUAUGAUACUGUAUCAGUACCAUUGGUCUAUACCCAGGUGGUAUCAUUGGCUUUAUACGUUUACUUCAUAGCAGCUCUCCUAGGACGCCAAUUCGUCCCGCAUGCUCAAAGUGAUAUGAAAGGAAAACUGGAGGAACCUGAUAUGUAUUUUCCAUUUUUCACAGCAUUGCAGUUCUGUUUCUACAUUGGCUGGCUUAAAGUUGCAGAAGUUUUAAUAAACCCAUUUGGUGAGGAUGACGAUGAUAUAGAAUUGAAUUGGCUCAUUGAUAGACAUAUGAAGGCCGCCUACAUUAUAGUAGAUGAAAUGCAUGAAGAGCAUCCAGAACUAUUAAAGGAUCAGUAUUGGGAUGAUGUCGUACCAAAAGAACUACCUUAUACAGUUGCAUCUGAACAUUAUAGAAAAGAAGAACCUAAAGGGUCAGCAGAAAAUUAUAAAGUAAAACCGGUGGAUGGACUUUAUGCCAAUUUGCUACCUCAUACGCAUUUUAAAAAGAGCCUUGUGGAUGACAUGUAUGCUGAUUAUGAAAGCGUCGAUACUCCCAUCGUAGAACGUAGAAAAAGUCAGAAUUGGUUCUCGAGACAACUAUCCAGGACUGGAAUGGGUUCAGUUCGAUCUGCUUCAACUGCAUAUUCUUCGGGGGGAAUCUUCUCAAGGCCCAGAGGGAACUCUGUUUAUGCAAAUCCGGAAAAUGGGCAGCUACAUAUUACACAUCAAAAGAUAUCCAUCUACGAUCGACUAGUGGGAAGAAGAUCUGGAAGAAAUCAGAAAUUUAAAACCAAUCAAAAAUUCGCAGGCGCAGCCGCAAUGCACAUAAAAAACAGACCGAGAAUUCCCACCCCCGAUGUAACAAAAGAAGUUUUAGAAAGAGAAAACCAGAACAGAAAUUUUACUGGGAUCAGCAAUAUGGGAGUUCCUGAUUCUUCCACAGGAGUCACCUUAUUACCACAGCAAUUACCUUCUUACACUGGAUAUAAUUCCAAUGAUUUGCCUGUUGUACAGGUGGUAUUGUCUCCGAUUCAAGAGGAUGGGAGCAGCUCAGUAAACAAUACUUUACAUCCCCAUUCUCCGGGUACAGCAGCCCUUGCUCAGGCCGUUUUAUCACCAACUUUGGGCCCUUUGUUAAAUACCCCAGUCAGUGUACCCAUGACAGUUUCCCAACUGACACAAUUAGGACUAAAUUCCGCUCGAAAUAGUCCUCUAUUCGUCAGAGCAUUUGACAGGCAGCCUGUAAAUAAAAACUCAAUGUUCGAAACCCAGAUGACACCAAUUUCUUUAACAGAGUUAAAGGAUCAUGAGAUUGGAGAGAAUAGUGGAGGUUCGUCAGUAGAUUCGGAGUCUAAUGUAUCGCAUACCACUGCUUCUCUAAGUUCUAAAAAGUCUAUAGAUAAUUUAGAUGGUGCCACUGAUAGUAAACCAUCAACUAGGUUAAGUACUGUGGACGAGACAGACAGAGAUAAGGGGUCUACGAUUACUCCAAGUGCCUCAGCACCAACCUCCCUAAGCUCUAUGGGAGGUUCUGAUGUCUCAAAGAUAAGAAAAGUUUCUACAGUGUCUCAAACCACAAGUGGAGGGGCGAAAAGAGGAGAGGUUUAUGUAUGAUAUUGGAGAUUAUGUGUUGUAUAUAUUAGGCUUAUUUUUUAAAUGUAUAUAUUAUGUGGGAACAAAUGUGGGGUCAAACAGUUCCCGUAAAGUUGGCAUAACAAAGAACUACUUGGAAGGAAACUGUAAUAAAGUGUAAUUUUUUUGUGAUGUAAAUAUAUAAUAUUGUUUUUAAGAGAUUUUCAGCGAUAUCAUAAUAUAUUUUAUGUCGAAGUUUAUUUUUAACCUGUAACAGAAAUAUAAAUAUAUAUAUUUUUAUUUUAAA
Anthonomus grandis grandis is the source of this 2762-nucleotide messenger RNA. RefSeq names its product bestrophin homolog 24 (gene Best2). Gene Ontology annotation, molecular function: chloride channel activity. The transcript is spliced from 11 exons. Bases 212 to 2497 code for a protein of 761 amino acids. Lineage: Eukaryota; Metazoa; Arthropoda; Insecta; Coleoptera; Curculionidae. The record is from RefSeq and is a predicted model, not a curated record.